Messenger RNA from Labeo rohita (rohu), 1827 nucleotides. RefSeq names its product C-type mannose receptor 2. The transcript is spliced from 7 exons. The record is from RefSeq and is a predicted model, not a curated record. Bases 1 to 1713 code for a protein of 570 amino acids. NCBI's taxonomy places the organism in Eukaryota, Metazoa, Chordata, Actinopteri, Cypriniformes, Cyprinidae.
AUGGCACUGGUGAUGCUGUCCAGCCCUUUCUUGAGCAUCAAAAAAUCACUUUCCUUCCCUGAGGAGAAUACUGCCAAGGAGGAGGUAGUGGUUGAUAAGGGCGAUGAGGAUGCAUUGUUUGUUGUGCUGGGACAGGCUGAACUGGAGCUGGCACUGUUUGCUGGUACAGUGGCGGCAGUGAAGCUGGAGCAGAUUGUACAGCAACUGGCUGACGUUGGGGCUGCACAUAAGAAGGUGCGGGCGGUACAACAGCAGAUUGAUAAGGUGUUUGCAUGCAGACUGGUGCAGGCUGCACUGAGCUUGGCUGAUGCUGUGGCUGUACCUGAGGCUGGGCAGGCUGAGCAGUUGUGGAAGGCCAUGAGUCCGACUGUCGAAGUUCAGGAAACAGUCUUUGAAGUCUUGGAUGCUGUGGUCCUGGGAGAGAAGCUACACAAGCUAUGUUGGAUGGCUGCAUGCUCGAUUGAGAAGGAGCCCUAUAGCUCCUAUAAGGAUCCUGGCUUACAUGAGGUAUUCCUUGAGUGCUGUCUGCUGGUGAAGGAUGACCAUGCCUCAGAGGUGGAUAAUCAAGCACAUAAUCCUCCAAGUAGGUGGGCACCCGCUGGGUUUGAUCCUGUUAUGAAAGCAUUAAAGCAAAGUCUCUCUUUCACAGCUCUCUGCUCCGUAUCUGAAUGUGUUCAGCGUCAGUAUCACUUUAUAAAUGAGAUCAAGACCUGCACUGAAGCUCAGAGAUACUGCAGAGAGAAAUACACAGAUCUGGCCACCGUUGACAACAUCAACGACAUGAACGAGCUGAAGAAAAGUGUGAAUGAUGGAAGUGUUCAGUUGGUCUGGAUUGGGCUGCAGAGAACAGGUCAUUAUAAAUGGCAGUGGUCUUCAGGUGAACCUGCGCUCUAUCUGAACUGGGCUACUGGACAACCAGAUGGCAGAGAUGAUUGUGGUAUGAUGUUAAAUGGACAAUGGCAUGAUUUGCCAUGUAUGGAUAACCGACAUUUCAUCUGCAACAACACAAACACAGGACUCGUCUUUGUCAGUCAGACGAUGAAUUGGAGAGACGCUCAGAGUUACUGCAGACAGAAUCACAUUGAUCUGGUCAGUGUGAGAAACCAGAAUGAGAAUCAACAGGUUGAGCAGUUCAUUAGUGAUAGAAGUUUAUCUGGAUCACAUGUCUGGAUCGGUCUGUUCAGAGACUCAUGGCAGUGGUCAGAUCAGAGUGACUCCUCAUUCAGAUACUGGAACGCUGGUCAACCUCAAAAUUCACUUGGUGAAGACUGUACAGCUGCUGAACUGAAUGCUCAGGGACGAUGGUUUGACUGCUAUUGCAGUGAUCAUUAUCCAUUUGUGUGUAAUGAAGAUAAACUGAUUCUGAUCAAAGAGAAUCUGACGUGGUCUGAAGCUCUGAGAUACUGCAGACAGAAUCAUGUGGAUCUGGUCUUGGUUCAUUCAGAAGAGAUUCAGCGUGGUGUGAUGAACGUGGUUAAACGGGCGUCUACUGCGGCGGUGUGGUUGGGUUUACACAACUACUGCAGCAUGAACAUGUGGCUCUGGGUGAGUGGAGAGAUCGUGUGCUAUCACAACUGGGCUCCAGGGAACGGAACGACACGGGAAAACUGCAAACUUGAGAACAGAAAAGGAGCAGUUCAGUCUGGAGGAGAUCAGCGCUGGAUCAGCCUUCCUGAAUCUCACAAACUCAACUUCAUCUGCAGCAGAUAUUAAGAGUGAGAAACACCCUAAUGUGUUUACUUACAUUAACGGUUUUCAUAGGCUACUUCAUUAUUUUUCUGGUUUACUUUAUGUUUGAUUUGUUCUUUAGUAAGUUCUGAGUGAAUC